AUGUGGCUUAUUUCUUGGCCGAAGACCACUUGCCCCACCAAGACCGGUGGUCCUGAAGGUGUCACCACCACCACAACCGCCGCCAAUAGGUGUAUGAAUGGUUUAUCAUCCCACUGCACUUGUCUAACCAAACUGGUGAGGAAGCUAAUUAGGAAACAUAGGAGAAGGGUAAGGGCUGCAGCUAGCAGGCAAAGUUCAUUGCAGUCCCACUAUGAUCCACUGAGCUAUUCUCUCAACUUUGAUGCCAGUGGGUGUGGGAACUUGUUGGAUGACCAAGAUUACUUCAAGUUCUGUGCAUUUUCCUCCAGGUUUGUGGCCAACCCGUCAGGAAACUCAGCUUCUACUCCCAGGCCAGACACCACCAUUCCUCGCUAG
Molecule: messenger RNA, 375 nt
Organism: Pyrus x bretschneideri (Chinese white pear)
Lineage: Eukaryota; Viridiplantae; Streptophyta; Magnoliopsida; Rosales; Rosaceae
Exons: 1
Coding region: 1-375 (124 amino acids)
Source: RefSeq, a predicted model, not a curated record